CUAAUAAGGUACAUGUAAGUAAUGGAUUUAUGCCAAGAAGAACAGACUCCCGGAGCCGCGGAGGGGAGGUAGGAGGCAACCAUUUGGAGACUGUCGCCGUCUUGCUGUCUCCAGGGUUUCGUAAGUAGUGCGGGGAACCUCAUAGAGGUCUUUUGCCCCAAGACCCAGACUGCUGGUUCUCUUUUUUUGUUUCCUUUAUUCCUUAUUCCCGGAAGGUUACUUUACCCUUCGCUGACAAACUCUCUAGCAAACGCUCCCGGAGACGCGAAGUCGGAGACAGCGGCCGAGGUGGGCAAGCAUAGAUGAUGUAGUAGGCGCGCCACCGGGCCGUGAAUUGCAAUGGACAAACCCCGCGCCAGACUACACACAUCAUGGAUAUCUACCUGUACAUGUACAUGUACAAAACACGAUUGUGCUUUACGUAUACCACGACCUUUCCUGCAUCUACCGGACAUAUACUACUCGUCGCCACCACAGCAGCCGAAGAGCCCGUAUCGCAUACGAUAGCGGUAUUCUCCCACGUCUAUACCCAUCAUGGCGUCAAACCUCCCCUUCAAGCUGAACAACCCAGAGCUGUUCCGAGAUCAAGCACUGUCCGCCGGCAGCUGGGUAGAAGCGAAAUCUGGCAAGCGAUUCGACGUCUAUGAUCCUGGCAAUGGCAAGGUGUGGGCCACUGCCCCAGACUGUGGCCCCGAAGACGUCGACGCGGCUGUCACGGCAGCGCACGAGGCAUUCCAGGAAUACAAGAAAGUCAACCCGAGGAUCCGAGCACAAUGUCUGUUGAAGUGGGACCAGCUGAUUCGCGAGAACCGAGACGAUCUGGCACAAAUCGUGACCCAUGAGACUGGUAAGCCACUGUUCGAGUCGCAGGGCGAGCUGGACUAUGCUCUGGGUUUCACCUGGUGGUUUGCAGGCGAGGCGGAAAGAGUCCAAGGCACUGUUCAAACACCAGCAGCGCCAAACAGGCGUGUGUUCACGGUAAAGCAGCCUAUCGGUGUGGCAGUGGCCCUUGUGCCGUGGAACUUCCCCAUUGCCAUGAUCUUGCGCAAAGCCGGUGCCGCUUUGGCAGCUGGUUGCACCAUGAUUGUCAAGCCAUCUCCAGAGACGCCCUUUUCCGUCGCGGCGUUGGCAUACCUGGCUGAGAAGGCAGGCUUCCCCAAGGGUGUCUUUUCUGUCCUACAAACCAGUCUGGACACAACUCCAGCGCUUAGCGAAGCUCUUUGCCGGCACCCUCUGGUGAAGAAGGUCACCUUCACUGGCAGCACCAGAGUUGGCAAGCUCGUUGCCAAGAUCUGCUCCGAUGGCUUGAAGAAGUGCACACUGGAGCUCGGCGGCAACUGCCCCUUCCUUGUCUUCGACGAUGCAGAUCUCGAAGCCGCUGCCACACAGCUUAUGGCUUUGAAAUGGCGCCAUGCUGGUCAAGCAUGCAUCACCGCCAACCGCGUCUACGUACAGAAAGGCGUGUACGAAAAGUUCUCCGAUAUCCUCGCCCGAAAGACUAAAGAGCUUGUACUUGGCCACGGUGCCGACUCCAAGACGACCAUGGGUCCAGUCACGACUGAGCGCAGUCUUGACAAGGCUUUGGCCCAGGUGGAAGAUGCCACAAAGCAAGGCGGGAAGGUCAUCUUGGGCGGCAAGAAGCUCCAGGGUACCUCGGGAUAUGAUGGAUACUUCUUCGAGCCGACCAUCAUCACGGGCGCGAAGGAUGGCAUGCAAAUUGCGCAGGAGGAGACAUUCGCUCCAGUUAUGGCCCUUUUCGAGUUCGAUACCGAGGAGGAAGCUGUCCGCAAGGCCAAUGAUACCAGUAUGGGUCUUGCCAGCUACUUCUUCACCAAGAACGUUGACCGCACUUGGCGGCUGCUGGAGAACCUUGAGGCUGGUAUGAUUGGCAUGAAUACUGGAAAUGCAUCAGCAGCGGAGUCGCCGUUCGGAGGCAUCAAGGAGUCCGGCUAUGGCAAGGAGAGCGGCAAAGACGUCGCAAUUGCAGAGUAUAUGAUCACCAAGACUGGCACUUUGACCUUGGACGGGCAGUACUAGUCUACUAGGAACGAACCCGGACGGGCAUCCCGAGCAGCAUACAUGAGGUUGAUCAGAAGAAGUUAUGACACCAGAAUCUAGAAUACCACUACUUUAUGUGACAUCAGUAGCAUGGCCGGCUGUUGCCUCGUCACUUAUCGU
This is a messenger RNA of Sphaerulina musiva SO2202, 2178 nucleotides long. RefSeq names its product aldehyde dehydrogenase. Bases 535 to 2037 code for a protein of 500 amino acids. Gene Ontology annotation, molecular function: succinate-semialdehyde dehydrogenase (NAD+) activity. The record is from RefSeq and is a predicted model, not a curated record. NCBI's taxonomy places the organism in Eukaryota, Fungi, Ascomycota, Dothideomycetes, Mycosphaerellales, Mycosphaerellaceae. The transcript is spliced from 5 exons.